AUUGUCAUUAUGUCCUGCUGCUGAUUUAAACUAAGCCUCAUUUAUUUAUUUGUAUUUAUACUCUGCUGCCAUCCAUUACAUAAUGACACGCCUCUGCUCUCUGAUUGGCUGAGAGCCCUGUCAGUCAGUGACGUAGCGUGCAAUGAGAGCGCGCGUCAGGCGAUACAAACUGGCAGCCGCCAUGUUGUGUCUCCGGGGGCCCGGAGCGACGUCCGGUAGUAAACAGUAGAUGACGGUAGUUCCCAGGAAACGGAGCGCAGUUGGAAGCCAUGAGCCGUCCGUCCUCAGCCGGAGCCGCAGCCGGAGCCGGAGGACUCGGGGCCGGUAAGACAGGCGGAGGGAAGCACGGGGGGGUCGGAGGCUCCGCCGCCGCCGCCGUCGCUGCAGCAGCAGCAGCCGCGGCCGCAGCAGCGGCUGCUGCCGCCGGGGUGAGCUCCGUGUCCGGGUCGGGGUCUGCCGCCCCUUCCUCCGCCGUGUCCCUGAGCGGGGCCGGCCUGCCCGGGCAGCCCCCGGAGCUCACGGCGCUGUUCGAGUGUCCGGUAUGUUUCGACUACGUGCUGCCGCCCAUCCUGCAGUGUCAGGCGGGUCACCUGGUCUGUAACCUGUGCCGCCAGAAGCUGAGCUGCUGCCCGACCUGCCGAGGCCCGCUCACCCCGAGCAUCCGGAACCUGGCCAUGGAGAAGGUGGCGUCCACCCUGCCGUUCCCCUGCAAGUACUCGUCGGCCGGCUGUCUGUUGUCUCUGCACCACAGUGAGAAGCCCGAUCACGAGGAGGUGUGUGAGUUCAGGCCGUACACCUGUCCCUGUCCCGGGGCCACCUGCAAGUGGCACGGUUCCCUGGAGGCUGUGAUGCCUCACCUGAUGCACGCGCACAAGUCCAUCACCACACUGCAGGGGGAGGACAUUGUCUUCCUGGCGACGGACAUCAACCUGCCGGGUGCCGUGGACUGGGUGAUGAUGCAGUCGUGUUUCAGCCACCAUUUCAUGCUGGUUUUGGAGAAGCAGGAGAAGUACGAGGGCCACCAGCAGUUCUUUGCCGUAGUGCUGCUCAUUGGCACCCGUAAGCAGGCAGAGAACUUUGCCUACCGCCUGGAACUGAACGGCAACCGGCGGCGGCUCACCUGGGAGGCCACACCGCGCUCCAUCCAUGACGGGGUGGCGGCUGCCAUCAUGAACAGUGACUGCCUGGUGUUCGACACCUCCAUCGCCCAUCUGUUCGCUGACAACGGCAACCUGGGGAUCAACGUCACCAUCUCUAUGUGCUGAGGGGAGCGGUGAUGACGGCAGUUGCAUCACAACAGAGACACAAUGCAGGAGAAGAUAGGGAGGUGUUGAGUUCACUUCCUGUCUGUGGUUACAGGGACUCCAGUGGUGUUGGUGACAUAGCUGCAAAAUUUGAAGCAGCUUUAGUUGCUAAGAGGAAACAGGAGGGGGAGGAGGCAGGCGGCCGGCACCACCCUGUUUGAUCUGUGCAUUUGACGGAUUACGGGACAGAAUGGAUCGUCUGUUUGUCCCUCGAUUUGGUGCCAGAGACAUAAGUGGAAGAAAUCUAAAGCAUCAGGUUUCUAUCUUUAUCAAAUCAGUGAAAUAGAAGUCAAGUCUCUGACCGCUGUUCGUCCAGCUGGGACACCUGAGACUGAGCAGAAAGGAUUCUGGUCUUAUUAGAAGGAACAGACUUUACCGAAGCAGCACCAUGAGCCUUUGUCAGGAUAAUCAGAUUUCUUGUCACCCUGACGUGUUCACACUGAGUCUCUCUGAGUCUGAGAUACCUGAUGUGGUGACAGAAAAUAAAAACACAGGAAAUGAAAAAAAAAAAAAAAAAAAAAACGAAGCUCCAAAGACUCGUCUGCAGUGAAAGCAGAAUAAUGUGAAAAUAUUUGUUCAAAGCAGAGUGGAAGGUGUCCAGUGAGUGACAGCAUCCAGCAGCAUCCUGACCCUUCAGCUUGUCUCUGCAACAUUCUGACUCUGCAGCUCAUCUCUGCAGCGUUCUGACUCUGCUGCUCGUUUGUGCAGCGCUCUGACUCUGCAGCUCGUCUCUGCAGCGUUCUGACUCUGCAGCUCGUCUCUGCAGCGUUCUGACUCUGCUGCUCGUUUGUGCAGCGCUCUGACUCUGCAGCUCGUCUCUGCAGCGCUCUGACUCUGCAGCUCGUCUCUGCAGCGUUCUGACUCUGCUGCUCGUCUCUGCAGCGUUCUGACUCUAUAGCUCGUCUCUGCAGCGCUCUGACUCUAUAGCUCGUCUCUGCAGCGUUCUGACUCUGCAGCUCGUCUCUUGCAGUUUAAAGGUUGCCGUUGGACCUCUGUGGGAACAAGCUGAGCUGUGGAAUCCACUUUAAUCCUCAGACCGUCUUUAAUCUCAGAUAAAAGCAGUAAAAUGGAGGAAUAAUCCUCCGACCCCUCUUCCUGCAGUCUGUUCAUCUACCAGCGCCUUAACUCUACUACCGCCAGCCUCUUCUUCCUGUCCCUGCUCUUUCUGACCUGCGCAGGGAAAUCCAGCUGAAACUGAUACGAGAAAACUAUUUAUAAUAAACAGUGCGGAUCCACAGUGACACAAUGGACUGCGAUGGAUUAUUAUCUUUACCAACAUUCCUCGUCUUUGAACCUUCGUAGCAGCUGACCGGGAAGAAACCGACUUCACCAGAUACCUCUGUCAACAGACACGUCUGUAACUGAACCAUGAACCCUCAGACCUCACCGGUGUUUCCUCUGUGUUCGUUCACUGAAAAAAAAAAAAAGAAA
Molecule: messenger RNA, 2735 nt
Organism: Epinephelus fuscoguttatus (brown-marbled grouper)
Lineage: Eukaryota; Metazoa; Chordata; Actinopteri; Perciformes; Serranidae
Gene: siah2l
Product: seven in absentia homolog 2 (Drosophila)-like
Exons: 3
Coding region: 270-1265 (331 amino acids)
Biological process (GO): proteasome-mediated ubiquitin-dependent protein catabolic process; multicellular organism development
Cellular component (GO): cytoplasm
Molecular function (GO): ubiquitin conjugating enzyme binding; zinc ion binding; ubiquitin protein ligase activity
Source: RefSeq, a predicted model, not a curated record